AUGAAGGCUGCUCGUGCCUUUUGGCCGGCCUUCCUGGCCGUCACUCGCGCUGGCGCGAUGCCACCACAGCCCCACGGUCAGGCGGUGCUCGAUGCCACUUCUGAUCUCCCUGUCCACUCUCUGGGCGUGGGCCACUUCAGCGAGUGGAGUCGCGCAACGAAGAAGCAGGCAACGAAGGCGGUGACCUCGACAGCAUGA
Molecule: messenger RNA, 198 nt
Organism: Plenodomus lingam JN3
Lineage: Eukaryota; Fungi; Ascomycota; Dothideomycetes; Pleosporales; Leptosphaeriaceae
Source: RefSeq, a predicted model, not a curated record